This is a messenger RNA of Mytilus trossulus (common blue mussel), 438 nucleotides long. RefSeq names its product lithostathine-like. The record is from RefSeq and is a predicted model, not a curated record. Gene Ontology annotation, molecular function: signaling receptor activity. NCBI's taxonomy places the organism in Eukaryota, Metazoa, Mollusca, Bivalvia, Mytilida, Mytilidae. The coding region runs from base 1 to 438 and encodes 145 amino acids. The transcript has 3 exons.
AUGGACGAAGAUGAAACAGAUGCAUAUGCCUUAUGCCCAUCCGAUGGUAUAUCAAACUCAGACGCCUGCUACUGGAUUGUACCUAAAGGAUUAAAUGAAGCUGCAGUUUUGAAUAUGUGUAAAGCGCACAAUGGUACUCUUGCAUCUAUUCCAAACCAGGCUGUGUCAAAUUUCAUAACAAAUAACCUUCGCAGUGUGUUGACGAAUCUGACAUAUUUAUAUGCUGCAAUUUUAAUUGGCGUGAAUGACAAACAUACUGAAGGACGCUACAUGAACUACGAGGGUGAAUUACAGAAUUGGACAAACUGGGAUGCUGGAUAUCCAGGUGGUGGAAGCAGCUACAAUUGCGUUAAAAUUCUACCUGCCUUUGGCAAUAAAUGGCAUGAUGACGACUGUUUUGUGGAAACACCUGGUGUGUGCUACUUCAAAUGUAGGUAG